This is a messenger RNA of Botrytis byssoidea, 861 nucleotides long. RefSeq lists its product as uncharacterized. The coding region runs from base 1 to 861 and encodes 286 amino acids. Lineage: Eukaryota; Fungi; Ascomycota; Leotiomycetes; Helotiales; Sclerotiniaceae. The record is from RefSeq and is a predicted model, not a curated record. The transcript is spliced from 3 exons.
AUGGGUUCCAUCACACCCGAACAAAAAUCCGGGGAAUACCCUCGAUUAAAAGAAAACACCAUCAGAGUAUACAAAAAAAGAGCAUAUUAUGAUUACCGCACGGUUCAUUCAAUUCUCUCUCAAACAUUCGUCUCUACCAUUUCAUUCAUAGUACCAGAUGAAGAUGGUGAGCCCUCACCAUUCUCCUUACCAAUGACCGCUGUGGCUGGAAACUAUGAUCCCCACAAACCCAUCUCUGAAGAUGACGGAAGCGAGGAGCAGUAUGUAAAAGAACAGGAGAGUUUCGGCGACGGACCAUUCGAUGUCUAUCUCCACGGAAAUUCCGCCAUGAUGUUAAACCGGAUGACGAAACAGGGAGGGAAUAUGAAAGUUGUAAUCAGUAGCACCAAGGUCGACGGUCUGAUUCUCCACUUCACCCCCAAUGGCCAUUCCCUCAACUACCGCUCCUGCAUCAUCCACGGCACCGCCGAACCUGUGACUUCCGCUGCUGAAAAACACUACGCCAUGCACCUCCUCACAAACCACAUGAUUCGUCGUCGCUGGUCACAGACGAAUCCCGUGGCGCCCGAAGCCAUGAAAUCGGUGCAGGUAAUUAAAGUCGUUGUGCGCAGUGCGUCGGCGAAGAUCCGGACGGGGAAUGUAGAGAGUUUGGAGCGGGGAGGAUUGGGGGAGCGGGAUGAUGUAUGGACGGGAGCGUUGCCGUUGUAUGAAGUGCUGGGGGAACCAGUACAGAGUGCGUAUUGUGACGAUAGGAAGGUGCAGGAGGGAGUGGUGGAUUGGAUGGAGAGGAGGAAUAGCGAGGAGAGGUGUUAUGCGGAGGAAAAGGCGAUACCGUUGACGUUGGGUGGUUGCAGUAAGUGA